This is a messenger RNA of Pecten maximus, 2697 nucleotides long. RefSeq lists its product as uncharacterized. NCBI's taxonomy places the organism in Eukaryota, Metazoa, Mollusca, Bivalvia, Pectinida, Pectinidae. Bases 120 to 1394 code for a protein of 424 amino acids. The record is from RefSeq and is a predicted model, not a curated record. The transcript has 5 exons.
AGUGGGGGAGGUGGUAUGUAAACCUAGCCUAAAUCCUCAGGAGAGAUAGAACUUUACUCGAUGUCCUGUAAGGAAAUUACCUUUGCUAUGAUGCCCUGCAUUGAACUCACAUCGUUAAUAUGACACUAAAUGACCGUUUAUAUUCUGGAUUGACUUACAGAAGGAUGCUACUCGCACUGGUUGGAUUACUUGGCUUUUUGUCUUAUUCAUUAUGUGAGGCGAAGGCUCUUAAUGAUCCUUGGAGACGCAUUCGUGCCAAACGAGCCAAUCCUCCUUACGCCACACCAGCCGCUCCCCCGCCGGAUUUUGAUUUCAUGUUAUCACAUUCCAUGCCUAUGCUAUGCCCGUCAACUUCACUUGGAGUCCCAAGAAAAAUGACGCUUACAAAUGAACAGAUGUUGGAACUUCUGCACGCCAAUGGCGGCACAUUCAACCCUAAUCUCAUGGCGGCAGCGCGAGCAGCAGCGGACGAGUUUCCAAAUAGGAUAUUGCUUACACAAUACACAGAGGAUGUCCAGGACGACAGAACAUUCGAUUUUGAUCCUGUCACAGACAACGAAAUCACCAAACAGACCUUGAUUGGAGACUUAAAUAAAUGGUCAUCGUUAAGAGAACAAGUAUCAAAUGGAACAUUCCCCACAACAUCGGUGUUCCAAAUAUCAAAUGGAACAUUGCCAAAAUCGUCUGUGUUUCCAAGGCAACCAACAUCCAACCCAGUCGACGACACAAGUAAUUCUUCAACAACACCGGAUUUUCUUGGAAGACUUCAACAGGAAUCCUUAAUAAGUACACACGGUCGUCAACUACAAAGUGCAAUAAAUGAUCAAAUACUGAAGUCGAAAUUAGAGUUGAUGCAGAAAAAGAUAGAGGAAUUGCUGCAUGGAAAUACAAUCAGAUCCGAACGUUUGAUGGAUCUUAUGAACAGUUUAAAUAUCAGUACUCAUCCGAGCAUAUUACAACAGAUAAAUCCUGGUUCUAGCUUUGGACCACACAGGGUGAUACGGAGCGCAGACGGUUCAUCGACCCAAAUACAAUAUUGUCGUUACAAAGGCAAUGCUACGACUGACGGUUUUCUACAUAUGUGUGAUGAGUGUGCGGCCACCACUACACUAUCGUCUGACAAGUUCCCACCGUACCUAAACGAAAUUGUCUGCGGACAAACUGACCGAACGUGUCUGACAGUUCGUGGCACACCUCAUGGUGCCUGUAAACAAAGCUUUGUAUACGUCAACAUGUUAAGGAGACGGCCUGGAGGAUGCCGUAUGAUGAUACAAAAUGGCCAACAAGUUUUAAUAGACGCAUGGGAGGUGUAUACCCAGAAAAUCCGGUCAGGGUGCGAAUGUUUCAUAAAUAAACGGUCUCUUUUCGCAAAAUAUAUCGGACCUAUCGGCUAGAAAUAUUGGUCACAGUUUAAACUAAUUGUGCUUUUCUGAAUUUGUAACACGUGAAAUUUGUUGACUGGAGUCAUGACAAUGUGGUUCACCGAAGUAAACAAUUAUAUAUGAUGUGUGAAUUGUUAAAUUCCUUGGUGAUAAGAUCUGAAGAUAAUUUGGCACUGGCAGCCAAUCGCACGCCUUUCAUCACACUUUCGACCUAAUCAAACGUUUGAGGAUUUAUAUCCUCACGUUCAACUGAGAAACAUUAUUUCUAUUGGCAUGUUCAUGUACUUAUUUCGUGUUGAAUGCUAAAAGUCACAGCAUUGCUUUCUUUUAACAAAAUUGUAUAAACAGCUGUGAUUUCGUUUUGACAAUAGCUGAAAAGUCACUAAAGAUUUUAUUCUGUUUCAUGACAGUGCCACUACACCAGGCGCGUCACUGUACCUAAUUGUAGCUGGCAACAAUUGUGACGAAGCCAUGGUAUAUGCUAAAUGUUUCUUCUUGUUGGUUGUUUUACUUUGAUAAUCGAUAAAAAAAACAUAUAACUUGAAAUAGCGCCCAAUGUGUACAUUACUGCUUACUGGUCAUAUGUCGGAUGAAGGUGGCAGAGUAGCCACCGAAACGGCACGCUCAAAUGAACGAAUCUAAUCAGAAAUGAUAAAUGAAUUGCGUAAAGCGUUUUUAUCAUCUGCUACCAUUCAUAUUUCCUCCAAGGUUUAAUAUUAAAUGUCAUCGUAUUUAAUGAGUGAUCACAUUAAAUAUUAUAUGAAUAUACUGUAUUUUUUUUUUAUUUUAGUGUGUACAAUAUCUUUGUGGACUAGGUUUAUUAAAUUGCUCCCGGUUUUCAUUAUUUAUAGUCAUUAUCAAGCGAGCAAACAUCCGUAAAAAUAAAGUCUCUUCAAUCUACCUUAAAGUAAAUUUCCAAUUAAAUAAAGUGAUAUGCAGUACUAUUAUUUUUUUUUUUUUUUUUUUUUUUGUCAUUGUUGUAUCUCGAAUCUCAUAUCUAUAUAUUGUCAGAAUUUCUGUAUGCGAUUUGGAUCUAAUUUCUAACACUUACAGUUCUCAAUCUUGUACGAUUGAUUUGAGGUAGACUUAACCAUACAUUCCUGCUUUUUUUCAUCUGUUAGCUGUCUUUUAUAGCAUGCGCCAAACAGAUAAAUAAUGCUUAAUUAAUAGAUGGUUUACUAGACAAAGUCUCUGCAACGUUUACAAAAUAAAUAGUAGCUAAAUAAAUAAGGUUAAAUAAUUGCGAUGAAAUUUGUUUGUAAACUAGUACAAUUAUUUACAUUGUUGUGUUUUCCUGAAUAAAUUAUCAAUAUGA